UCAGUUAUCUUCAUUGUUCCAAGGAUUUGAACAAAGUAAAGUGGAUCAGCUGAAACUAUGAAAGUUUUCAACCUCACACUGAUCCUUGGAUUGGUUAUCAUCGUCGGAUUUGCUUCUGGACAACGUAAAACUUCUGAACCAAAAAAGUCUUCGAAUCCAUUUGCUUCAAAAAAGUACAACAAUCCUCUUCACGCCGAGUUUGAUGAACCAUCUGCAGAAGCUCUUGCUGACUUGAACCAGAUAAAGGAUCUUAAUGUCUUAUACUUCUAUAUUGCACUUGAUGAGCUCUACUUGACUGGAGGAUUCGCCAAAACUGAUACAAUCAAUAACAUCAUCCUUUCUCAGAAGUCAAUUCCAGACGAUGUAUUCCAAUUGCUCAUUACAACUUUGAGGCUCACCAGACGAGAGCUCAAAAAUGGAGAUUCUUCGUUCACAGAACUCAACUCACAACUGGAGGGCGCGAAGACUGAGUUGACAAAGAACCUAUUCACAGCAGUCAAAAAAGCACUUCGUAACGCAACCGAAACCACUGAUGAUCAGGAUAGUUUUAUUCAGAGGAUCUCUGAGUUAAAGUUAAGCACUGAAAAUGAUUUGGAUGAUUUAAAUGCCAGAAGCGGAGAUGGAGCAGAAGCUCUAGCAGAUUUGUUGGAAGGUCUCAAGAAGAAAAUCAGUUCAAAAGAUUUUGAGACUAUCUCCGAGGCAACUCGAAAUGCGUUUUCCUCGGGUCUUGGUGGUGUUGAAGAUGUAAAAAAUGCAUUAAUCGCAGGAUCCCGACUAGUUUAUAACUUUGGUGGAGAUGUGAAACAAGUGAACGAAAGAUGUUCCGAACUUGUCACAGCAUUCGAAAAAGACUCUUCAUUCUCAAAAAAGUUGUUUUCUGCCAACGAUAUUGUGAAACGAUUGAAUCAAAGCAACUCAAAUGGAGAUUUUGGAUAUCAACUUUUGUUCAAAGCAUUCUUCGAUGAAUCUUCUCCUAAAGGAAAUAUGGUUUUUCUUCCAGCAAAGCUCAUGCGCAUUCAAACUAUGCUUGAUUUGUUUAAGAACUUGCAAAAAGCGGAAAGCAGAACCAUAGCUCAAAUUAUGAAAAGUGUCGCUAACGCUAGGUACAGGGCUGAAGGAUUUCGCACUAUUUUGGAUUCUCUUCAAAAUGACAACAAGAUGGUUUCAAUCAUGAAAAAACAAUUUGGCGUUCGAAUCAAAGAUCAGAAAACCGCUGCUCUCUACCGUACCAUCCUCGAGCAAAUUGGAGAAAUUUCUGUAGACACUGCAUAUCUUCUCCGUUACGUGCGAAGUGUUAUCACUAUUACUGAAACAAGAAAUUAUAGACACUUUAUGGAUAAUCUAGUUGAAUUCACUCAACUAUCCCGUGAUAAUAAGUUCAGAGAUGUUUGGAAAGCACUGGAAGAUGCAACACGACUUGUAAGCAUUCACGAUAAUGAUCUCAUUGCUUUAUUUUCUGGACUUAACGGAACAGUCACCGGAUCUUAUGAAGAAAUAUUCCUCGCCCUUAAUAUGCUUUUGGAGGGUGAGCAGCAAUCAAAAACAGAAGCUAAAUGUCAAUUCAUCAAUGAGUUUUUCACUGGACUGUCGGACACUGACGGUGUAAUCAAAGCAAUUGGUAUUCCGGUGGCUCAGAUGCACAAAUGGAUGGAUUCAACUGAAUACGUGGAUGCUCUUGUAGAUCUGUUGAAAGCUUCUGAAACAUUUGACAAUUUGAACCAACUUUUGGACUUCCACGGAAAAUACACGACUGUUGAUAAGAAGCCACUGAAGUCAAUGGAUCUUAUUGAUAACUUUAUUGUGUUUUUGGAGCAGAAUAGAAAAUACAAUAGAAAGAAUCCACUAUUCCGCAACGGGCGUUCCGAUAUGUAAUCAUUUGCAUCUAACCGAUGGAAUUCAAAUUUAAUAAUUUUACAUACCUUUUCACACAUCUUGCAAUGAAUUCUGAAUUCAUGCUCUCUUUACUGUCAUUCAUUUGUCCUAAAUUUUGAUAGUUUUAAUGAAACAUACUUGGGAAAAAAUGAGAAAUUCUGACAAAACUUUUGCUAGCGGUUUUUAAGAUUUUUUUCACGCAAAUCAUAAGAAAU
This is a messenger RNA of Caenorhabditis elegans, 2087 nucleotides long. RefSeq lists its product as uncharacterized. The record is from RefSeq and is marked reviewed. Gene Ontology annotation, cellular component: nucleus. The transcript has 4 exons. Gene Ontology annotation, biological process: mRNA processing. The coding region runs from base 58 to 1872 and encodes 604 amino acids. NCBI's taxonomy places the organism in Eukaryota, Metazoa, Nematoda, Chromadorea, Rhabditida, Rhabditidae.